This is a messenger RNA of Anolis carolinensis (green anole), 3208 nucleotides long. It is a transcript of the gene golt1a, whose product is annotated as golgi transport 1A. Bases 1423 to 1818 code for a protein of 131 amino acids. The record is from RefSeq and is a predicted model, not a curated record. Gene Ontology annotation, cellular component: endoplasmic reticulum; membrane. Lineage: Eukaryota; Metazoa; Chordata; Lepidosauria; Squamata; Anolidae. The transcript has 5 exons. Gene Ontology annotation, biological process: retrograde transport, endosome to Golgi; endoplasmic reticulum to Golgi vesicle-mediated transport.
GGCGCGUGUGGUGCACCUUUUCCUCCUUCUUCGUGCUGCACGCGCCUUCCUCGGCGGAGGAGGAGGGAGCAAAAGAAGACAUCCCCUGAAAAUAAGACCUAGCGUGUCUUUGGGAGCAAAUAUUAAUAUAAGACACUGUCUUAUUUUGGGGGAAACACGGUAUAUGCAUGGGGACAGUUGCACUCACAAUAGAUACCUUCUGUAUUCAAUCAAGGCACAUCUUUGUGUCAUUGCUAAAAAUAUACCAAGACAUUUCCCCUCAUGUCCAGGACCAUGAGGUAAGGUGUUAUAUUAGUGUGAAUGUUGAAUCAAUCAUCUUGAUUAUUGGUUACAAGUUUGAAUUGCAUCACAACACAUGGAAGAGUUAUACAAACAAUUAUUACAGGGUUUUAUUUGCAAAACAUCAUGGCAAUAAGCUUUAGGUAUGAAACGUAUUGAAUGAUUCACUCAUUGGAAAAGAGUUUGCUGUCUGUGGUCCUCGGCUAUUUACACUCAUAAGACAUGUCCAUUUUUGUGCUUUAUAAGAACUGUGUUCUGUGACUCCAGCUUGGCUAAUCCAGAUGUCCCUAGCCACUUAAUUAGUCUCUUGUAAUAGCUUUUGUCAGUUGUUUACAUGAAAGCAACACCAGUACUUUGCAAGAAUAUACUGUGCCCUACAAGAUCACAUGUAUGUUUGUGUGUACAUGAGAGAGAAAGAAGGGGGGAGGGAGAAAGAGAGAGGAAUAAAUGAAAUUGGUGCAUAUAUAUAUAUAUAUGCUCAAGUUUAGAAAUAAUGGCUAUAAUUUAAACAGAAAUACAGUAGAUGCUCAAUCACCCAUUGCUAAUUAUUGAUGGAUAGUUCUCCCAGUUUCUUACUAUUUUUCAUCAUUAAAUGUGGUUUAGACUUCAAACAGGGGACUGUUCUUUUUCAGAAAAAGGACUAUUCUGGGUAAAAUAAGAUGCAUGUUUGUCCUGCAUGCUUCCAAAGUGCCAGCACAAAAAGCAAUAAGGAAAAGAGCUCUCACAUUAGAGAACAAAGAGCCUCUGCUAGCAACAGAGAAGCACAUUUCCUAUUGUAAGCUGCAUAGAUGGUCACAUAAAUAAAGCCAUUUUCCAACACUGAAGAAAGGCCUUUCAGUUCAGGUCAGAGUGUUCUUUUCUGCUUACCAGAUAUUCGUCGGAACUACUGUCUGCAGGUUGAAGAGAAGAGAAAUGCAAUGACAGAGCCCCUCAUAGUGACACCUUCAGGGAGAUCUUCACUACAGGCAGGUUAAUGAUUUCCAGGGUGAUGCAGAAAGGGCUAAAGGCCUUUCCAAGGUUCACCAGCCAGGAAAUAUGUGGAAGUGCCUGCCUCUGACUCAAGUCUCAAUGUUGUGACACUCAUACAUAGGAACAUCUACUUGGACAGGAACAUCCCUUUCUGGGCCUGCACUGGUGAAGAUAAUGGAAAUAGCAGCGCUCCAAAAGAUUGGUGUUGGCCUUAUGGGCUUUGGGGCUUUCUUCCUCCUUUUUGGAAUGCUGCUUUACAUGGAUUCAGUACUUCUGGCCUUUGGAAAUAUUCUGUUCCUGUCUGGAUUAGCUGUUACCAUUGGACUAAGAAGAACUUUUGAUUUCUUCUUCCAGAAACCAAAGCUUAAAGGAACCAGUUUCUUUCUAGGAGGCAUAAUAAUUGUCCUGCUUAGGUGGCCAGUCCUGGGAAUGCUGCUGGAGAUCUAUGGUUUCAUUAACCUCUUCAGGAGUUUUUUACCAAUUGCCUUUGGAUUUCUUGGGGCACUGGUGAAUAUACCAUUUUUGAACAAGCUGUUCCAGAAAUUUGGAGACACCAGUUCUUUGGUGUAGUCUGGAUGAAUGACCUAUCCAAGGGACAACUUCAUUUCUUACAAGCAAGAACUACUUUAAAAAACAAACAUGAAGAACCUGUUAUUAUCACAAGGAUAUAUAAUUUAGGCUCUCAGUCCUACCUUUAUAUGAAGUGAUCUCCUACAAGUAUGUACAAAUCAACUGAAAGGAAUUACUUGGAGAUGUUGGUUGUAUGAGCAUGGGGUAAGGGUUCUACAUCCUUUUGCUGGUUUAUCCCCAUCUUAAUGUUCUUCUGCAGAGGAGCUUACUGAGGCUGUUAAAUGGAUGGAUAACAGCUGUGAACCAUGAACUCAUUGAGCAAAAUCAUCAGUUAAAGUUAGUUCUCAGUUAGCUCUCAGAAAGACACGUCCAAGUGGUAUUGUUAAUUUUCAAAAAAGUAGGACUGAAUAAAUAAAGUGUCCAGAUUUUUUUUUCAUUACUGCAUUGAGGUGGAGAAUCUGAGUCCUUCCAAGUGUUUUUGGACUAAUCCCAACUUUGCACUUGGCCAUUUUAAUUUGGCCAUAUUAAUUUGGGGUGCAUCUACAUCUACAUUGUAGAAUUAUUGCAGUCUGACACCAUGUUAAUUGCCAUGGCUCAAUGCUGUGGGUUAAUGGGAGUUGUAGUUUGAUUAGGCUCCAGUAUUAUUUAGCAGGGAAGGCAAAAGGUAAAAUCACAGCUCCCAGGAUUCCAUAGCAUUGAGUCAAGGCAGUCAAAGUAGUGUCAAACUGCAUUAAAUCUACAGUGAAAAUGCUCCCAAAGUCUAUCUGAAAGUCAAAAUCAAUCAAUGUCUGAAGGCCCUGAUGUACAUACUGGUUUUGAGGGGUUUUUUCUUUUCUUUUGUGUAUGUGAGCAGGAGACUCUCAAUGCAUGUGUUGAAAAACAUGCUGCAGUGCUUGGAGCACUACAAAAACCUGCAAAACCGCAUCAGCAGAAAUAACAGUGAAAGGAGCAAAUAUUCCAAGAACAGUUAUACCUUUAACUCUCUGAACUAUCCAACAAAAGGUAUACUAAGAUAAAGGCAUAAGCAGAUAUUGGAAGAAAAAUUGAAGUUGGGAUGUACAGAAGAUUUGAAUUUGAAGAAACAGCUAUGAUUUCAAAGAACAUGUACAGAAUAUAUCUUCCCUCAAAUGCAGAAACAGGGUGCUGAGAAUAAAUGUUAGAAUAUGUAAAAAGUUAUUCUGGAUUUCCUAUAUAUAUUUCAAGUAAAAAAGCAAAACAAUUGGGAGUGUCACAAAAGAUUGGAGGUUGCUUUAAUCUACAAGCUAUAGUUUGGACAGUGGCUAAUUAAAGGUCUCAGAACAUGAUUUGGCCACUUUGCAAAUGUGUUUUUCCCCCUAUUUUUGUAUUCAAUAACACUUGUUUAAUUAUAAAAUAAACCAAGUUAUCUAAA